GAGCCAGCGUUCUCGAUCACUUCCAAGAUGUCCGCGAUGUCUGCCGCGUUGAAUGUGCCCGCUGUGCGGUCGCGCUUCGUCGUGGCAGACGACAUUCUGCUGCUACAAGAGGUAGCAGCGACAAACCCAUUCGAGGACCACGACAGGUGGCGAGCAGUCACAGAGAUGGUCAACAAAGCAACCGGGAAAAACUUCACAGCUCGUGCCAUACGCGAACGCUGCGACCUGCUACUCGGCCACUUUCGUCGAGAGGACAGGGCGAACUUAAGAAAGUCUGGCACAGAGGAGCAAUACUCCGAAAAGGAGCACCUGCUCCAAGAAAUAAAUGACAUGGCGAGGGAGUUCGGCCACCAAGUCAGGGUCCAGCCCAGAAAAGUGGGCAUGACGGCGGGCAACGCCAUAGGGCCAGGCAGCAGGACCAACAAAGCUUCGGCCAGGGCGGAGCUACACGCCGCCAAUGCCAUCAGGGAGACAGCUGUGACGGCAAUCAAUGCAGCAGCCGCUGCUGCGAAGAACGUAGCCAACGCAGAGGAGCGUCCGAAAUCCUAG
Ixodes scapularis (black-legged tick) is the source of this 549-nucleotide messenger RNA. RefSeq lists its product as uncharacterized. The transcript has 3 exons. The record is from RefSeq and is a predicted model, not a curated record. The coding region runs from base 28 to 549 and encodes 173 amino acids. NCBI's taxonomy places the organism in Eukaryota, Metazoa, Arthropoda, Arachnida, Ixodida, Ixodidae.